Molecule: messenger RNA, 1866 nt
Organism: Aspergillus terreus NIH2624
Lineage: Eukaryota; Fungi; Ascomycota; Eurotiomycetes; Eurotiales; Aspergillaceae
Product: hexokinase family protein
Exons: 2
Coding region: 1-1866 (621 amino acids)
Biological process (GO): glucose 6-phosphate metabolic process; intracellular glucose homeostasis; glycolytic process
Cellular component (GO): mitochondrion; cytosol
Molecular function (GO): glucokinase activity; ATP binding; D-glucose binding
Source: RefSeq, a predicted model, not a curated record
AUGGCUUCGACGGAUAUUACAGACAGCAGAAAGAGCAAGGACGAGGAGAAUAGCACAAUAGUCGAGGAUCUCAUUGAGGAGGACGAGGAUGAUGGGGUGGAAUUGGACCCGGCCCAGCAAGAACAGCUAGAACGCCAGCGAAUCCUCGAUGAUUUUCUCUCGCCCCUCGCCCUAGACGAAGCUACCCUCUACCAACUCGCGCGUCGCUUCUCCAACGUGUACAGCAACCUCGCCUUGCAUUCCGAAGAGCAGUUUCUCCCUACCCCAGUCACCAAACUGCCCACCGGCUUGGAAACAGGCCGGUACCUCGCCAUCGAUGUUGGAGGAAGCAACUUGCGCGUCGCCUUCAUCGAAUUGCUCGGUGACGCGGAUGAGUCGGAUACCCCUCCAGCGGAUGCCUCGGAACGAUCACGCGACACUAUGCGAAAGGCACAGAGACAGCGUGUUCAACGGACAUUAGAGAAAGCAUGGCCGAUCCAGGAGCAUCUGAAGAUGGAUCAGGCGGAGGAUCUCUUUGCUUGGAUUGGAGACUGUAUCGCCGAGGUGGUGGCGGAGAGCCUGACGUCGGAUGAAACGAAAGGCAGUGUCCCCGAAGAACUUGAGAUGGGAAUCACCUUUAGUUUCCCAAUCAUGCAAGAGUCCCUUGGGGAAGCGACCUUGAUGCCCAUGGGUAAAGGCUUUGCGAUCACAUCGGAUCUGAAUCUCCGCAAGAUCCUGUUGAAUGGCUAUGAGAAGCACACGCGACGGCCGGACGAAGAGGAGCCAUCGAGCAAGCGUCGGAAACUGUUUGCGUUACCGAAGCUCAAGAUCUCUGCGAUCACCAACGACACCGUCGCGACGCUGGUCUCCCUAGCAUACGCUGUCAAAUCCUUACCAAACAGUCGCGUAGCCAUGGGUAUCAUUGUCGGUACCGGAUGCAACGCCACAAUCCCGAUGAAGCUCAGUUCACUGCACCCGUCCAAAGCAGAUCAUGUGAAGGCGAGAGACGCCAGCGCCGAGGAGACCAUUGUCAACACCGAAUGGACCAUCGCAGGUGCCGCGCCCCCUCUCAAGGAACUCAACAUCAUCACCAAAUGGGAUGCCGAGCUGGAUAGAGCCUGCGCACGCCCAGGCUUCCAGCCGUUCGAGUACCUGACAGGUGGUCGAUACAUCGGCGAGCUCAUUCGACUCAUUCUUCUCGACUAUCUGACGAGUGUCGCCGGUGUGCCCAAAGAAGAAUUGCCUGCGACACUUUUGGAGGAGUACGCACUCACGACUACGUACGUCUCGGACAACAUCGGCCGUGCGCGAUCCGACCAGGAAGCCGCGGCUGAAUUGAAUUGUUCCUUGAGUGCGCCCAGAGGUAGCAAAUGGUCUUGGGACGCUGCGUCCGCCAGAGUGUUUCGAACGAUUGCGCGGACCGUGCAGCGACGGUCAGCUGGGCUUAUCGCUGCCGCCGUCGUUGGACUACUUGCGUGCGCCAAAGAGAUCGAGCUCAAGGUGGACAGCAAUCAGAACUCCCCCGAUCAAUCAAACGCCGCGUCUCCCCAGCUGAACGGUGCCACGAACCUAGCAACAGCUGCGAAUCAUUUGACGCCCGACGACGGAGGCGCCCGGAGGGGGCCUCAUGGCCCUAUUGUCCCCGUCCUCUCGCCUACACCGACGCCGGCGGACUGGCAAUCGGGACCCGAGGAGCUUGUGGUUGCCUACACCGGUGGAAUCAUCCAGCACUACCCGAAUUUCAAGGACAUGUGCCAGCAGUUUAUCGACCGGCUUAUCAUGAGGACGGGGCCGCAGAAAAGCGGGAAAUCCGUCUUCCUGCGCGAGGCGUCUGACGGCGGAGUCAUCGGUGCUGGGGUUCUGGCGGGAAUGGUGGGAAACUCCUAG